Molecule: messenger RNA, 1617 nt
Organism: Fimicolochytrium jonesii
Lineage: Eukaryota; Fungi; Chytridiomycota; Chytridiomycetes; Spizellomycetales; Powellomycetaceae
Product: kinase-like domain-containing protein
Exons: 5
Coding region: 222-1445 (407 amino acids)
Biological process (GO): MAPK cascade; protein phosphorylation; cellular hyperosmotic response
Molecular function (GO): MAP kinase kinase activity; ATP binding
Source: RefSeq, a predicted model, not a curated record
AGCCCGACCAGAGAAUUUUUCCCAUAGAACCUCAACCUCCGUUCGGAGAAUCGGAUUCUUCCACGAGGCCGAUUUCCAGAGCUUCACGAGUGCUACGCACAUACUAUCGAUUCCCGCUGGCGUCGUCACCAGGGUCAAUCUUCGAACUAGAUCUUCCAUUGUGAAGAAGAGUCCUUUGUUGAGUUGAGGAGCAGCCCGUAUAGAAAUCCACACUGGUCGUCAUGAAUAAUCCACCAGGCUUUGCCGGGAGGCGUCUGCACCCGAAAUUCAAGUUGGAUAAGCCGAUGAACAUUGCCGCUAUGGGCGGCUUCCCGACGCCCUUUGCGAACUUUUCGAAGUUUGUAGAUCCAAGCGGGAAACUGAACUUCAACGGUAAAGCCGUCUUACAUGCCUCUGGCGUGGACUUCACAAAUGGAAACUCCUACAAAAUCAACAUGAAGGAGCUGACGCUAUUGGAGGAGUUGGGGAAGGGGCAGUAUGGGACGGUGCAGAAGGUGCAUCAUAUUCCAACGAACGUCACCAUGGCAAUGAAGGAGAUCCGGCUAGAGCUUGACCAAACAAAGCUGAAUCAGAUCAUGAUGGAAGUUGAUAUAUUGCAAAAAGCGCAGAGCCCGCACAUCGUCGAAUUCUACGGGGCGUUCUUCAUCGAGUCAUGUGUGUAUCUGUGUAUGGAGUACAUGGAUGCGUCGUUGGAUAAGCUGUAUGGUGAUGGUGUGCCGGAACCAGUGCUGGGGAAGAUUACGUGGGCGGUGGUGAACGGAUUAAAGACCCUGAAGGACGAGCAUUCCAUCAUUCAUCGGGACGUCAAACCAACGAAUGUCCUGGUGAAUACGAAGGGAGACGUCAAGCUAUGCGAUUUCGGUGUCAGCGGGCAGCUGGAGCAGUCGAUGGCCAAGACGAAUAUCGGAUGUCAAAGUUACAUGGCGCCCGAACGAAUCACGACCGCAACAGCAUCCACCUACACCGUCCAGUCCGACAUCUGGUCCCUAGGUCUCUCGCUAGUUGAACUCGCGCUGGGCCGGUAUCCCUACGGCGGCGGAAAGUUCGAUUCGGUGCUUGCGCAGAUCAACGCCAUCGUGCAGGGCGAGCCACCACAGUUGCCGGAAGACAAGUACUCCCAGGAGUGUAGGGAUUUCGUGGCGCAGUGCUUGAAUAAGGACCCGAGGGCGAGGCCGAAUUAUGCUCAGUUGUUGGUAUGUUAUCGGGAUUGGCGCCCCGUGCUUGAUUAUGUUGUUGCGUGGUUUCAAUGGCCAUAUCAUUCUCCAAUGCCGAGUCUAACAGCGUUCUUCUUCACAGGACUCACCAUGGCUCCGCCGUGUAGAAACCGAACAAGUCGACGUCGGCGCCUGGGUUCGCGAAGCCAUCGCCCAAAAGAACGCCCGCGCAACCAACGCAAUAAACCAAGCGAACGCAGAAUACGAAGCCCGCCUCGCGAACAACUGUAAAGUUAACGGAAUAGGAUCAUCACCCGUGCGGUCAUCCACAACAGCACGACCGGACACGGAUAUCACAGUCACGAGCUUGAUGAUGGCCCUGCCAAAGACGCAGGAUUCGAUCGUGCAGCCGCCUGCUGUCAAGAUUGAGGGCGCUACGCCGACUGCAUAGUUCUCUGCGAUU